This is a messenger RNA of Saccostrea echinata, 3568 nucleotides long. RefSeq names its product voltage-dependent calcium channel subunit alpha-2/delta-3-like. Lineage: Eukaryota; Metazoa; Mollusca; Bivalvia; Ostreida; Ostreidae. Gene Ontology annotation, molecular function: voltage-gated calcium channel activity. The transcript has 34 exons. The record is from RefSeq and is a predicted model, not a curated record. Gene Ontology annotation, cellular component: voltage-gated calcium channel complex. The coding region runs from base 155 to 3568 and encodes 1137 amino acids.
UAUUGAAAGUGAAAUGUCACAGCUCACAAUGAUUGGACAAUUUAGAAUGGGAUAAAUUUUUUUUCUCCUUAAAGGAGCAGCGAGAGCAAUCCAUAAUUUAUUCUCUGGGAGUGAUUCUUUUUAAUGCCGGCAUUGACAAGGAGUGUGUGAUACGAUGACAGCGAUGAUGAGGGAAAUGAUUCCUUGUUUGGUGGUCUUUGGAUUUAUCAUGCUGAUGUACACCAGUGCUGUGUCUAGCAUGGAACCUAUACCUACUUUGCCAUUAAAAAUACCUUUGGAUAGCAUGAAAGAUAAAGCUAAUGCAUUUGGUGAGGAAGUAAAAAUGCUGACCCAGAACUUGACCAAUUACAACACUUAUUCUGACAUGGCCCGAAAACACCUGACAGUGCCUAAGAACUUGAAUCCCCAGGAUCUGGUAGAUAAGUUCGCCAGGGAGAUAGAGGAACUUCUAGAGUCAAAGGUCAAGGCUGUUGAGAAACUGGUGAUUGCUGCAGAAAAUGCCAAGAAGGACCAUGAAUAUAGGAAAAAUUUGCAGCUGGAGUAUGUUAACAACAAAAAAGUUCUGAGUCAGGAAGAUCUGAAGAAUAUUCCCAUGGCCAUGAGUUCAGAUAUAUAUGCAAUGAUCAACUUAACUAGUGAUCACCUGUUUAAUGAGGUCAAGGUCAAUCCUAAUUACAGCACCAUUCAUGUGCCAACCAAUGUUUAUGAUCAGGCCCCAGUGAUCCUGAAUGGCAUCAAGUGGUCAAAGAAGUUGGAUUCAAUAUUUAAAGAAAACAGGAAGGCGUUUUCGGACCUAAGGUGGCAGUACUUUUGUAAUGCAGAUGGUUUCCUGAGGAUUUACCCAGGUAUAAAAUGGCCUAUCAGGAAUGAGGAGGAUAGUGUAGAUAUGUACGACUGUAGGGUCAGGAGCUGGUAUAUUAAGGCAGCCAGCUCUUCUAAAAAUAUCGUAAUAUUGGUGGACACCAGUGGAAGUAUGAAGGGCCGGCGAAGAAUCAUAACAGGAAAAACCAUACAGAAACUUCUGGAAACUCUCAGUGAUGACGACCACUUCAACAUUAUCAGGUAUUCUGACAAGCCCGAGUACCUGGACAGCUGUUUUAAUGGGACACUGAUGCAGGCCAAUAUACAGAACAAACAAAGAGCUGUCAAACUCUUCAGGGAGUUAGAGAUGAAACAAAAAGGGGAGCUAAAUCUGGCACUUGAGGAGGCAUUUAAGCUCUUUGAAAAUAAUGAUGCCAAGACCCUAUGUAAUAAAGCCAUUAUGCUGAUCACGGAUGGACCAGCAGAAACAUACAGAGAAAUCUUUGACAAGCAUAAUUGGCCCAAUAAAACUGUGAGACUGUUCUCUUUUUUGGUCGGACGAGAAGUGAAGGAGAAUAGGUAUGCCAAGUGGAUGGCCUGUGCCAAUAAGGGAUACUACACCCACAUCUCGACACUAGCAGAUGUACAGGAGAGUGUUCAGUAUUAUCUACGUGUGUUGAGUCGGCCAAUGGGGAUAGCCAGUAAGGAGGGAAGUCUUCCCAGAAUCCCUAAGUGGACCCCAGUAUAUGCUGAUUAUUCUACGGAGGUGUCUCAGAAUUUAAGAAAGGGAGUUGGAUUGGUCACUUCUGUGUCUAUGCCAGUGUUUGACACCAGCAAUACAUCAACAAGUAAAGGAAGUUUGCUUGGUGUGAUGGGGACAGAUGUACCAAUCCAAGAAAUCAAAGACCUAGUGCCUAAAGACAAACUGGGAGCAAAUGCUUAUGCCUUUAUGUAUACCCACCAUGGAUAUGUGCUGUUUCAUCCCAAUAUGAAACCCAUGUACCAGAAAACAAUAAAAUAUGGCCAUAGGGAGGAACAUAAAAAGAAUGAAACAUCAGAACAUAAAAAAGAGUUUCGUCCCUUUUACAACACCAUUGAUAUAACAGAGAUGGAGUAUGCUGUCAAUCACACUGAUUUACAUAAAUUUCGACAAAAACUACUAAGUGCCUCAAACAGAAGGAAACCUAUCCGCCUUAAAGUGAAAGUGCCUUAUGACAGGAUGAACAGAGUGGAAGUUGUUGAUCAUUUAUAUUAUACUGCCUCCAUAAAGGGAACUCCUUUCAAAAUCGCCCUUGCCUUGCCAUCAUAUAGUACCAAACUCAUGCUUAAGAAAUUUGACAGUGUCUGUGCUAAAGUUGGAAAUAAACAAAAAGAAUAUGAAUUUGCACCUUGGCGUUACUGUGGGAACAAUGAGAGUUUACAAGCUACAGGUCUGGACAGAAAACUGAAGAUACUUGACCUCUAUAAAUGUGUGGACGGGAAAGGCAAAUGUCAAGACCAGGACAGCAUUUUAUACAGUGACCUUCUGAUUCACCAUGAUAUGAUGAAGUAUAAAAUCGCUGAUCAAUCGGACUACAGAUUUAAAAUCGCUAAUGCCCUGCAGACAGGGAGUGAGUACUCCUAUGGACAUGAUUAUAAGAAGUUCUAUGACAAAAUGGGUGUCGAAUUACUGUUUUUUGCAACCAGAGGUGGUUUAACUGACUUUGUGGUAACUAAGUCACCCCAAAUUAGCCCAUAUUGGAUGGGGAACAGAACAGAAACAGUACAGGAGCUAUAUUACAGACAGGCCAUCAUGAAUAAAGAGGAAAAGAAAAUAGACUUUACAUUCUCCAUACCCCUCAAUGAAGAGUACAGUGAAGGUGAAUCUGACCUGACAAUUCUGUCCACCAUACCAGUGUAUGUAAAUGAUGCUAAUGUUGCUGUGGCUGGAAUGCUGCAGAAUUUCACUUCCUUCACAGACAUCCUUAAAAAACAUCUCUUUUUUAAUGACUGCCGAAGUCCAGAGUGUUUUUCAUGUGAAUAUCUAUGGCCAUUAACCUGCUACCUUUUGGAUGAAAAUGGAUAUAUUUUGUAUGGAAUGGAUGGGGUUUCAAAGUUUCUUGGAGAUACAACAAAUGAUAUGGGGUUAAUGGCUAAGCUAAUUGCAGAUGGAGUUUUUAUCAGGGAGAGCUACACAGAUUUUCAAGCAGAGUGUAAGGAAAAUUAUGAUGAAGAAACUGAGGACGAGUCUAGUUCUGCUACACUCAUAUUCAGUCCAUUAAAGAAACUUGUGAAUAUUCUACUUUGGUCAUUUAUGGAAAUUAUAAUGACUGUGUCCCAGAUUGGACUGAGUGGCUGGUUUUAUUCUGAAAAAGCAUCAGCUGCCCCGGUUGCUGAUAAUACGUGCAUGUUUCUGGGGCCGAAUAUAACAUUCGAAAGCAUGGACCCAAAUUUUAAGGAAUUUGCUCUGAAGUUUUAUUGUCGCAAAGAACCUCAAGAUAUCCAGUUAGUGCCUUGUCAUAUGACUAAAAGAGCUUAUCGAGCCAACUUCAGAGUGUUCAGGAAGCGUAAUAAAAGAACAGGUGAAGGGUUUGUCCUUGAUGGCGUCAUCAGAGGUUGUUCUCCCUCCAACUGUACCAGGAGUUAUGCAGUGGUCUGGAUUAAGGACACUAAUAUGAUGCUGGUGGCUGUUGAAAAUCAGGGUUGUAACUGUACUGGGGUUACAGAUGAAGUAGCGACCAUGAAAGGAAGUCCAAUCAUUUAUAUCCUUUGCUCAAAUUUCACAUGA